Messenger RNA from Amphimedon queenslandica, 432 nucleotides. RefSeq names its product E3 ubiquitin-protein ligase TRIM33-like. The record is from RefSeq and is a predicted model, not a curated record. Gene Ontology annotation, molecular function: zinc ion binding. The transcript has a single exon. Lineage: Eukaryota; Metazoa; Porifera; Demospongiae; Haplosclerida; Niphatidae. The annotation marks the transcript as partial.
AUGAAGAAAGUAGUUGAUCCUGAACAGGUAGUCACCUGUGACAACUGUACUACAGCUAAUGCCACUGGAUACUGCACAAACUGCAGUCAAUUCCUUUGUACAGAAUGCAUCUCUAUGCACAAGAAAUGGGCUCUUUUUGCUAACCAUCAGGUGACAAGUCUUGAUGAGGUGACAGCCUCUGAUGUCUCUUCUACUUCUCAAUUGCUAGCUCCAGCUAAACAGGAGGCACCUCUCAUUUGUCCCAUACCAAGUCAUGAUGAGCCAUUGAAGUAUUACUGUGACACAUGUGAUGAAUCUAUCUGUCGUGAUUGUAUCAUGCUGGCUCAUAAAGAUCACAAGUAUAACCUAAUAGCUGAUAGUUUUACUAAACACAAAGAAGCACUGGAGAAAUCUCUUAAUCCGGUAAAAGGGAAAAUUGAAGGACUCAAGAAG